AAAUCCACCGCUUUAUGCAGCUUUGACACACUGAAAAGUCGUACGUACUUCGUUACGACCAAGCGGGCAGCACUGGUAACAACUACCUACUCAAGACCACCGCAUCAUCAAGUAAGUAGGCAUCCACACGCCUUCUCUUACAUAACCGUAUGACCGUAUAACCGUAUCGGUAUUUCGAGUACAGAAAGAGAGAGAGAGGAUAUAAAAUUGUCGAUCGAAGCGUUGGCGCGUGGUUAAACCUGCACCGAAUUUCCCACGCAGCGCUGAACGGGAGACGAGUAGGUUCUUCAACAACAACAAUAAUAAUAACAACAACAAUAACAUCGCUGUUGCACAACCAUCGCCCGAUCAACGUUAAGUUUCGCGAUACAUCCCGUUCCAUAGUAAACAAUCGCAGACGGAUUUCCUAAUGUCUGGUAUGCAGCCACUGAGUUUGAUUUACAUGCUUGCCGACGAGUAUAUGCUGGCGUUGCCGUACAUGUUCCUAAACAUUAUAAAGGAGGAAAUACCUCGCUGGUUCACCUGGCUACCCAGGCUAAGGAAUUUCGUGAGCCAUAUGAUGUUGAAGACCGCUGAAGCAUAAACUGAGCGUCGAGCGGUGGCAAUCAGUACGAAGGCGGUGGCGGCGGCGACGGCUGCUGCUGCUUCUGAGAGCGUGGGAUACCGAGAGACGGUCGUUUUCUCCUCCGCCAACGCGCAUUGGGCAACGCGACUUCGGGACAGAUCCGUUGAGCAACCGCCGUCGACCCGUGCCGCCCUCACUCCAUCCGCGGUUACGCAACGCGACGCGUACAUAUAAAGCCUCCCUCCCCACCGCCGGACGUCACGUCAGACAUGUGCUUGCCCGUGGAUCACGGCGAUGCCGCGGUCAUUUCGUACCAAAAUUUCUUCGCAGCGACGCCGGUACAGCCGCUUCCUCCGACACGACCGCCGUACCAACAUCACCUCACACUUCGACAUCAGCGCCCGAUACCGUUGUUGACGUUGGCCGUGGUACCGGAAUCGUCUGCAUCGGCACCGGAAGACAACGCCACGACCGUCGCUGCCACACCGAAGCGGGCACAUAGGACUUUGCGUUGCACGUGUCACAACACACCGGCGGCCAUGCGAUUGGGCGUGAAACGACACGUGACGGCCACGGACGACGUCACGUUGUCCGUCCGGCUAUUCAUCACGCUGUCCAUCGCUAUCCUGGCAACCAAACUGAUCGCCGACGUCGUGUACUCGACUGGCGUGGACUGCUCCUUGGUGGGCAAUCCACACUCGUACAGGGCCAAGAGACAGUUGCCGCCGAUCGAACAGGGCAAUAUGGUGAUCGACAGCAUAUUUCAGAUUCCCAUAAAAACGCUCAGCGCCGUCGGGACACUAAUUAAGACCGCCCGUCCUCUGGUGCGCAGGACCCGCGAACGCAUCCAGCAGUACUACACGGGCUACCAGCAGCAAUACAGCAACGGUCAGCAGCAAUACGGCAACGGUCAGCAGCAGUACGGCAACGGUCAGCAGCAGUACGGCAACGGUCUGCAGCAAUACAGCAAUGGCCAACAGUACUACACCAGCGGUCAGAAGCGCUACAGCAUUGGCCGUCUGAACACCGACCAGCAAUCACGCCAGGACGAUGGAGGAGAAGAGUUCGUUCACCGGCCCAAGCGGACACAGGUGACUUAUCGGGUCAAGAACGAUCAGCCCGAGGGCCGCCGCCUAUACAAAUCCGAGGUUUACUGAUAUCUCCAGCGAUUUGUAACGAAAUACGAUGAGUUUUGUUACGAAUCGGUGCUCGGAUGUCCAAUAAUGGUGUUCCUCUCUAUUAUUGCUCAUAUCGCUGACUUACAUGUAAUAGAAAUGGCAGCGCACAUUUUGUAUAUUAUCCAUUGAAAAAAUCAAAUGCCACAUUUUAGGAUUACUACAUAAUAGUAUAUACAUUUCAUGUUAUGAAGUGUCACAACUAUAAUAUUAUACCGUUUAUAUAUUAUGAGGUAUUUAAUGUAUGCGUUUUUUUCUUUUAAGUUUGAAACAAUACGUUGAGUUUUAGUUUUUUUAACGAUUUUCUAAGACGGUCUUGAAAAUUAAUUUUGCUCCAAACAGGUUACGAAUUGACAAUUGCUACUGUUUCUAAUUUGUCUACCGACUUAUUAUUACCUUGGUAUUAAUACAAAGAUCAAUUUUUAAAUCUCUACGAAUUAUUAUUACAUCUCAAAAACUAUUUUUUUCUCAAACACUUUUCAACUAAACAUAUUUUGUACUUUUUUUUAAUGAUAUCCCAUAUUUUAACUCGUUUACGUUGAUACGCCAAGCUAUUAUCAUUAUGACCUAAUGCCACUAUCAUUAAAUUCAACUAUAUUUGUUGUAUACAACACUUACCAAUUAUUAUUCUUAUUUUAAAAUUAUAUCGUUUGUAUUUCUGUAAUCUGUUUAUAAUCAUAUUCAAAAAAUAUGUCUGUCUAAGAACAAUAUAAAUUCGUUUUCUCAUCCCCAUGAAAUGUAUUAAAUAAUCAUAAUUUGCCAAUUGAAAGCCCAAGGUUUUAUACAAAUACCAGUUCUUAUAUUUAUUAAUUAUUAUGAGUUAAGUAUUGCUCAUAUAUCAUAAAUCAGAAGUAUAGAAUGAUAAUAUACCUAAUAUAAAACAAAUAAUAAAAUGUAUAAGUACUAUUUCCAUAUCACCAUGUUAUACUCGUUACAGAAUAAUCUCUAUGAUAAAAUAUAUUUCAAAAACAAUUUAAUUUUAACUAGGUAUAAAUAAUAUUUGUAUAACGGAGAACAUUAGCGUGAGUUUUUUGAAUAUAUAAUAAUUUUAAUUUUAAUUAUUAAUAGUGGUAGGUAAUGUAAAUUUUCCGAUUUUGCCUAUAUCAUAAUAAUAUAAUGUGUUACUACUUACUAAGUAAAUAUAUUAAAGUAUCUAUACAAAAUCUAAACUUACUUACUAAAAAUAAAAAAUAAGCACUUACACCAUCUUUUAUUUUAAUCUUAAAAUGGUACAGUUUUGAUCACUGGUUCAAUCUAUUCAUAUUCAAAAAACAAAAAAGUAAAUAAUUAUUCCUUCAUUAUGAAAAUAUAAAUGUUGUUUUAUCAUCACUGUGAAAUUUACGAAAAAUAUUUAAACCUAUUUGUCAAUGUAAAAGUUCUAGGUUUUACAAUUAAACGCCAUUAUUACUUUUAUACAAGGAACCUGGUUAGUACGUAAUAUAAUAAAAUAAGUUAAAUAUAAGUACUAUGUCACUAAGUCUAGUAUGUUUAAAGACUUAAAGUGGCAUAAUCUCUUUUAUUAUUAGAAGGCAUUUUACCAGAAUACCAAAAUUUCAAAAUUAUGUGAAUUGAUGUAGCUAGAGUAAAUAGGCGUGCGCGAACAUAUGGUUUAGGGGGUGCCCAUUAUAUAUAAUGACCCAAAAUAAUUUGUUUUAAAUUUAUUUUCCUUCAAGCAAAAAAUCACUAGUGGGUGACUUCUUAAUCACGCAUACCAUGUUUUCAGUCUCUUUUCACAUAUAUUUAUUAAUUAUGCUAAGUAGUAGGUAUAGAUUGUAUAUUUAUUAUAUAAAAAAAAAUGUAUUAUAAUAAAUAACAACCUUCUUGUAUAGCAACAGUAAUACAGUAUAUUAUAAUUUAUUUUAAUAAUACAAUGUAUAAUAACAUGUAUUAUUAUGUAAUGUGCCACAAAAUACAAAUGUAUUGUUUUAACAACAUUUAAUAAAAUGACAAUUUUUUCAUCAUAAUCUAAAUUAUAUGCUAGUUCUUAUUCUACGAAUAUUAUAAAAGUAAUGAUUCUAAUCUAUCUUGGCCUAUAUUACAUUUUGGUUUAUUUUUUACCAUGUUUAAUUUCUAAAAUAUCUCAUGUACAAGCUGUGACUGGUAUUGUGCUAAACAUUAUUAAUGUUAGAUAUGUACCAAAGUAUUGUUAAAAAUAUCUAACAUUACACUUUCUAUUAACCAAUCUAACCACUAAUAUAUAGAUACACUGGAUAUACUACUUGGUACAUCAGCCAUAUCUUUGAGAAUAUUAAUUUCAGCCUCAAAUUUUAUAACUGAUGUAUUAUAUAAUUUAAAUAAAAUAUUUUAAGAACAAUGAAUUAAUUCUAAUUUCAAUAUAUUUCCUAUAGCACUAAACAAAUAUUAUCUUGUUCAGGCACGACCUGCUCUCCUUUGCAAUUUAAACAUACAUUUAUUAGGGCCUGAUAUAUAUAUAUUAUUAUUGGUGACUUAAAUGUAAGUUCGGAGUGCCCAGUCACCCCCGACACCCCUAUGCGCGCCUAUCAUAAUAAUACAAGGUGUUAUAGUUAUUAAGUAUUAGGUAAUAGGUACUUACCUAGAGCUAAGUAAAAAUAUAUCUAGAUAUAAAGGUCAUAAAGGUCGUGAAUUUUCAUUAUUAAUAAUAAUAUAAUCACUAUUGAUGGAAAAAAAACAUUUUUUAGUUUAUAAAAUAAUGUAUUCUUUCAUAAAUUUUUAUUUAUUCAUGUAAAAAUAUCAUGUUACCAUUAUACAAUAAGCUUACAAAAUUACGAUUACAAUAUAAUUAUUAGAUAUUUAUUAGUUAAUAUAAUUGAGGAAGAACCAAUUUAAAAAGUAUGAAGUACAAUGAAAGCUAUAAAAUUAAAUUAAAUUAACCACUUACCAUCUACAUAAUAUAUAUUUUAUAGUAUUAUACUAUAUUAGGUUUUAAUUGGUAUAUCUAAUUAAGUUAAAUUAAGUUAAAAAUCAUUAUUUAUUUAGGUAAUGCCAAUUAUUGUCCUGUUGUACAGUACUAAAAUUAUUUAUGAUAUUUUGUUUAGGUAUAAUAUCAUAAACUAGAGAAUAAACUAUUUCAGUUUCCCUCACUUAAUAAUAGAUAUAUUAAUUAAUAUAUUGUUAAAAUAUUAUGCAUACGUUUUAUUUGAUGUUUUUCACAUAUAGUUAAAUAUAUUUAAAGCAUGCAUUACAUUUUUAAUAUAGGGACAACAAAAUAUGAAAAGUAGUAGAGUACCAUAAUAACAUAACCAUGGGUUUUUUAUAAUUUCAGCUAGAAAAGUAUAUUUUCAUUUCAACCUUGAUUACAUAAUUUUGAUAUAGUACGAAAACCAAAAGACCUACCUAUACAUUUAUCAAAACUUCCGAAAAAUACAUUUUGGCUGUUACAUUAUACCAAUAUACGUCCAUUUUACAACAAUACAAAAUACUUACCACAUUAUACAUACCUAAUAUCAUUAUUAAUUUCAUAUUUCAUUUGUAAUUCAAUCAUAUUUGAUAUUAUUAAAGUAAAUGUAAAAUGACCAAUCUAAACUAAUUAAGAUAACUAAUACCUACAAAAAUAUUAAUAAAGAGAUCAGUAAAUCUUGUGACUAUCUUAAUACAGUUGGCAAAUCUUCUAUGUAACUUUGUAGGGAAGUACAAAAUAGAUGUGAAUUGUUCCAUUUAUAAUAAUUUAACAGUCAUUCCUAUAAACAUCAACCAUGACCAAAAUUUUAUUUUUAAAAAAAUUAGUUGAAGAAAUAUUAGACAAUUGCAAAACAAAAGGAGAGCAUAAUAUUAACAAAAUUUGUAUAAAAAAUUGUAUAAAAUAUAAAUCAUACAUUUUUAGUGGGUUUUAAAUUUGUAUUAUUACUAUGUUAUUAUAAUAUUUACUUAUCUGAAUACUAAUGUAAAAACUACUGGGUAACCUAUAAAUUAAAGAAAUGAUUGGUCGUUCACUCUGUAUAGCAUAACUUAAAUGUAUUUAUUUAUUUUUUAAUGUUAUAAUACAUGUGUUAUGUAAAUGCCUAUAUUGCAACGCCUAUAUUGCAACUCAUAGGUUAAAAAAAAAUUUUAGUUCAAAUUCUCAUUGUUAAACCUACUACCUACAGAAUAUUAAAGUAAAUAAAGAUAUUUAAAUUGAAUCUCAAGCAUCAAAACAAUGGCUUCAAUAAUUACUGUAGUAAAAACUAAUAUAUUUCAUUAAACCAAAAUAUGUUAUAAUCACCAAGAGAAAAUAACUAUCAUUUUACAUUUUAUGACACGUGUUAAAUGUUACAAGGCGGCAUUACAAGCUGCAGCCACUAUAGCAUACAUUAAAAAAAAAUUACUUACCACGCUUAGCCUCAUAAAAAAGCACACCUUACAAUUAAUGUCGUUAAUCCUAAAAUCUUCUAAAUUCUAUAUGUAAAAACCGUGCUGGUGAUAUAUCAAUAUAAUUAAACAUGAGUUAAAUUAAUCAAUUCUCUAUUUUGGGGCUUACUUCAUAAAAUAAAAAUAUUAAUUUAGUAAAAAGUGUUGCUUGGAUCGGUCGUUAUAUACAAAUUAUAAUAGCAUUCAAUUUUAAACUCAAAAAACCAAAAGUCGAUAAGAAAAUAUUAAUAAAAUCAAAAUGAACAAAACAAGCAAUAUAUUAUAAUUGUAUAUUUGGGCUGAAACGAACAAUUUGCUAAAUUAAAUGAUACCUAAUAAUAGUUGUUUAUUUAGGUAAUAUAAAACAUUUUGUUGAGUGUUUUUAAUUUAUUGUGUGUAUGUGUGUGUAUGUGUGUGUAAUUGUAAUAUUAUAAUUAAAUGUUUGUUUGAAAACAUACCUAUGUUAUAAUAAAAUAGACCUAAGUAAUUGGUAAAAUUACAAGAGCAUUCGCAAUGAGGGACGAGAAUGAGAAGACACGGUGGGACAUUGACCCAGUUCUAAAACUUAUCAGUCUUAGGCCUUUGAUUUUAAUGUUUUAUAAUUACAAUCAAUAUAGGCACUUAUUUAAAAUUAAUAAUUCUAUAAGUAAACUUAAUAGAUUUUGACACUUUUUAGAUUAUGAAAUCAUAAAUAAUUAAUCAAAUUGAUCAUUGAUUAUAAAAAUUAAAAUAACUCUUCUCCAACGUAAAAAUAUUAUGUAUAACGAUAUAAUAAAAUAAAACAAAUAUUUCCAUUACCCUUCCAUUGAAAAUGUCUGCGAAUGCUCUAUUGUAAAUACUCGGUAGUAGGUAUAACUUUAUAUACUAUUUACUCAAAUAUCGGUUACUCGUGUAGUCGUGUAUCGAUAAAUAUAACUUAAGUUACCUAAUCAUGUUGCGGAGAGUCAACACGUUUAGAGCUUACAAAAUAUAUAAUAAAGAAUAGUUAUAAUUCAACAACGAGACAUAGGUAUUAAUUAUAUAACAUUUUAUGUAAUUAUACUGUUGCUAAUAAGGAUAUACCUAGGAUAUACCUACAUAAUAUACUACAUUGUAAACAAUUUCUUCAAUAUUAAACUUUCACAUGACGAUAUUAAAAAUCAAAAAUAAUACAAAUAAUGACAUCUAGUAUAGAUAAUGUUAAAUCUACGAUCGAAGAAUUUUAAAAAAAUAUUUGCAUAUAGCUUAAAAUGUUACAGGUCAAAUUGUAGACCGUCGUCAUUAAAAAAUAUAUUUUUUUUUGAAAAUAAUUAAACAAAUUUUUGAAUUUUGUUACCAUAAUAUUAUAUUUUUUUUACCUCAUUAUAUUUGAAUGUGUACUGUAUUGCAUAUUUUGAAUACAAUAGUGUAAAAUUGUCUUAAGAAUUUCGAGUUGACACGGUAAACCGAAAUAAUCGCGUCUCAUAUUUCAUGUCAGUAUUGUUAAAUGUUCACGGAUUGUACCAUACAAUUGGGUCCUCUGCCUCUGUUCAUGAUGAACUCGAUAGAAAUGUCGAGACUUCAGGCGUUUAAAAAUACACCCACAUUCAAAAUCCCGAUGGUUAUUUUUUGGGUGACUGAAACAGGUGGUAGUCGCCAUUUAUAGUUUUAUACCGCAUCAUCAGACUCGGGUACGCCAUUGGCUCGUAGUUAGAGUGACGUGCUAAAUUUAUAUUUUCGAAAUAGAAUAUUAUAAUUAAAUAUAACUGUGUAAUCUCAUAUUGUCACAUUUCGAAUUAAAAUACGUCUGUAUUCUGUGAAAUAUUAUACAAACGUCACCUGUGAACUAAUACUCCCGUUCAAAGUAGGUACCUACCUACUUACAACUGUUUACUUUGCACGAGCUCAUUGGUAAUAAUACGUGGUAAUUAUUAUUAAUUUUUUUUAUAUAUAUAUAUAUGCUUAUACAUAUAUACAUAUUUUUAAAUAACUAAUUUCAUUCUAUGUCAUUACUAUUAAAGCUAUUUAUAUCAAGAUAUCAGAUUUAUUAUGUUAUGUUCGAUAUUAUUGUGUAUUAAUAUGGUAUGUUACCACUUAGGUACCUAUAUAAUAAUAUUAUAUAUAUUAUAUUAUAUAAAUUACAAUUAUGUGGCCGUGGCGUUCAUUUAUAUAAUAGUUAUUAAUUUAUUAUUAUAAUCAAUGUUGAUGUCGCUAUUAUUGUAUGCUUACAAUUUAAAAACAAAUUAUAUUUACUGGUGAAAUUAAAUAAUAUUCAACUAUAUAUAAUUAAUGAUAAUAUAUAUGUUUAU
Messenger RNA from Metopolophium dirhodum (rose-grain aphid), 8312 nucleotides. RefSeq lists its product as uncharacterized. The transcript has 2 exons. The coding region runs from base 835 to 1722 and encodes 295 amino acids. The record is from RefSeq and is a predicted model, not a curated record. NCBI's taxonomy places the organism in Eukaryota, Metazoa, Arthropoda, Insecta, Hemiptera, Aphididae.